Molecule: messenger RNA, 2526 nt
Organism: Closterium sp. Naga37s-1
Lineage: Eukaryota; Viridiplantae; Streptophyta; Zygnematophyceae; Desmidiales; Closteriaceae
Source: the annotation of a GenBank genome assembly
AUGGACGGCAACCCUUUCGGCCGUCAUCAUGGCCACAGCCGGCGGGGUGCAUUUCCCUUCGAUCCACAACCUUUGGAAGUAAACGACGAUUUCUCCGCUCCCUGGCCGCCCGCUCCCGUCAGCGGCAUCGCCGGCGUUUCCCCCGCUGCCGCUUCCGCUGCAGUUUCAAUCUCCCACUUCCUCCCCACUCACUUCAACCCCCCGGAUGCUUCCGCCUUCGGCGCAGCCGCGAAUUCCCCCGCGGACCGUUCCGCUGCUUCCGCGCAGCCCUUCCUGCGCAAUGAGGCGCAGCUUCCCGCGCCUUCCGCGCCUCUUGCGCCUUCCGCGCCGUCUCCCGCAGCUGCGCUUGAGUUCGCGUUGCUAGAAUCGCAGCUGCUGUCCGCACCGCAGCAGCAACAGCAGCAGCAGCAGCAGCAGCAGCAGCAGCAGCAGCAGCGGCAGGACGAGGAGGCGGAGGAGGAGGAAGAGGAGGAGGAAGAAGACGAGGAGGUGGAGGAGGAGGACGAGGCUGAAGAAGAGUAUGAGGAAGAGGAGCAGCAGCACGAGCUGCAGGGGUUUUCCAGCGAGGGUGGUCUUCCCGCCGAGCCUCCUGCAGCUUCGGCAGAAGCAGGUUUGGGACUUGUAGGUUCGGAGGCAGCGGACCUGUCACUUGUGGGCUCGGCAGUAGCAGGUUUGGAACUAGUAGGUUCGGCAGUGGCAGGCUUGGCAUCGGACGGAGCAGACGCAUUCGAUUUGGAUGCGGUUGAGGUGGCUCGGUUGGGGGGAGAUGAAGCCGAGGAGGAGGGUGGAGAGGGAGAAAGGGAAGGAGAUGGGGAAACUGGAGGGGUGGUGGGUGGGAGAGAGAGCAGGAAGAGACGGCUGGAGGACUCAGGCCAGACAGAAGGAGAGGAGGAAGGGGGAGUUGAAGGUGAUGUAGAGGAGGGGGAGGAGGAAGAAGGGAGAGAGGGGAGAUUGAGAAAGUUGAAGAAAGGAGGGGAACACAAGGAGGGAGAAGGGGAUGGAGAGGAAGGAAAGGAAGGCGAUGGAAUGAACAAGGGCAUCGCCCUGCUUUACCCAUCCAUCCCCACGACUCCCUCACCUCUCCUCUGCUCCGAAGCUGAAUUCCAAGAGCUCUUAACCUGCAUCGAGACUUCCACUAACGAGGAUGCCAUCGCCAUGGUGCUCCUGCUGCUGCUGGAAGAGCAGCGCGCCGCCAAAGAAACCUCCUUCUUCCUGAAGCGCCUGCGGGUGAUUCGCUCCGAGUACCUGCUUCGCCACCACUCCCUCGUGCGUUCUAUCGAGCUCAACCUCCACCGGGACAUCGCAGACAACAACGCGAUCCGCCAGCAGGAGAUCCAACGGCUGAGGCGCGUCUGCAUGGCCGGCAUGACAGCUGGCGCCACGCUCUCGCAGCACCAGAUGGUCUACCGGAGGCUGUGGACGCGGCCGCGCUCCCGCGCGUGGUGGGAGGAGUGUAUUGACCCAAAUUACCCCCCGGAAACGUUCCGAAAGACGUUCAGGAUGAGCCGAGAGACCUUCAUGGAGCUCUGUGACAUUCUGGGGCCGCUGAUUGUGAAACGAUCUACCAGAAUCAGGGAAGCGAUUCCUGUGGACAUCAGGAUUGGAGCGUCGCUCUGGCGCCUGGCCACUGCCGAGCCUCUCCAUUUGAUCUCCAGGAGGUUCGGGCUCGGCCAGACCACCGUGCAUUUCGUCUCAAAUGACGUUCUCAAGGCGCUGAACGAAGUUGUUCUGCCCAAGGUGGUUGUCUGGCCUGAGCCGGGCAGCACCCGGGCAAGUGAAAUUUCUUCCCAGUUUCUGGACCUGUGCGGGCUGGACCACGCUUCAUCUGUGGCACAGCAGCUGGGAAACGGGAAGCUGAUUGCAACUCUCUACACAACCCACCUGCCCAUCAACACGCCACGGUCCAACCUUGCAAAGUACCACAACAAGCAGCACACAGAGCGAUUCGCCCGCCCCUCCUACUCUAUAGCCAUGCAAACAGCCAUUGAUGCCAAUGGGCAGUUUUUGGAUCUUUGCAUCGGGCUGCCCGGCGCGCUUUCUGAUGAGGAGGUGUUGCAGCAGUCGACCCUCCACCAGAAAGGACAAGCUGGGGAGCUUCAGGGAGCCAAGGUCAUUGGGUUACGGUCGUACCCGCUUCUGGAUUGGCUGCUGGUUCCGUACCCCCAUUCAGACAGCGCCACGUGGUAUCAGACCACGUUCAACGAGUGCAUAGAGAAGGGCACUGCGGUGGGGAAGGACGCGAUUGGCCGGCUGAAGGGACGGUGGAGGAUCCUGCUUCGGCGGGCUGAGGGGAAGCUGCAUGAGCUGCCGCGGUUGGUGGGGGCGUGCUGUGCGCUGCACAACUUUCUGGAGCAGAAGGGAGAGGCGUUUGACCCUGACUGGGCGUAUGAGGCGUUUGAUGACUACGUGCCCGCCAGGCGAGCCGAUGACGAGUCCCCUGCUGCCGUGGCCGAGAGGGAUGAGUUGGCCCAGGGGAUGUUCCAGGCCGUGCACGGGUGGGAGGGCGACGCUGCCAAUGCGCUGUGA